AUGGGGGUGGACAAUGAAACAUUCAUCACCGAGUUUGUUCUUCUGGGUUUUCCGGAACUUCAUGAAAUAAGGAUUAUGUUUUUCACUCUUGUACUUCUGAUGUACUUCAUUUCAGUCUCAGGCAACUGUUUAAUCAUCACAGUGGUCUUUCUGGAACCCAAACUCCACAUGCCCAUGUAUUUCUUCCUCACCAACUUUUCAAUGGCUGAGCUCUGGAGCACCACAGUGGUAGUACCAAAGAUGCUGACCAACCUAGUUUUGGACCAAAAGACCAUCUGCUUCACAUGCUGCAUGGCACAAGCUUACGUUGCCUUUUCUAUGGGAGCCAUACAGUUCUUCAAUCUCACCGUCAUGUCUUUUGACCGUUACAUAGCCAUUUGCAAACCCUUUCUAUAUAAUACCAUGAUGACAAAUGGACUUUGUUUGUACCUUUCGUUGCUGACUUGGUUCAGUGGGUUUACAAUUAACUUUUUCCAGGGUAUUGUUGUUUGGACUUAUCCAUAUUGUGGAGACAAUGUCAUUGACCACUUCUUCUGUGAUAUUGGGCCUAUCUUGAAAUUAGCUUGUGCUGACACAACAUUGUUUGAGCUUAUAGGUGCCUUUUAUGGGGCCCUCGUCAUGUGGGGUUCAUUUCUCUUUACACUAGUUUCUUAUGUAUGCAUUAUAACCACUAUUGUUCAGAUCCCAUCUGUCAGUGGACGGUCAAAAGCCUUUUCCACUUGCUCUUCUCAUCUCACUAUUGUUGGCAUCCUCUACGGGGCAUCAUUUUUUAUGUACUUGAGACCUUCAACCCAAGGUGACACCCGGGUCAACAAAAUGAUGUACCUCAUGAUCAUAGCUUUUUUGCCCAUGAUGAGCCCUUUUAUCUUCACAAUCAGGAACAAAGAGUUCAAAGUUGCUGCCAAUAAAGUAUUGAGUACAUCAGGCCAUAUCUCUCCAUUUGCAUUCCUGAAAGUAAUGAAGCAGCGGAUGCCCAUUAAAAAAUGUCCUCCAUGCUCUCAAACACUGUGA
Molecule: messenger RNA, 1011 nt
Organism: Heteronotia binoei (common prickly gecko)
Lineage: Eukaryota; Metazoa; Chordata; Lepidosauria; Squamata; Gekkonidae
Product: olfactory receptor 6X1-like
Exons: 1
Coding region: 1-1011 (336 amino acids)
Biological process (GO): G protein-coupled receptor signaling pathway
Cellular component (GO): membrane
Molecular function (GO): olfactory receptor activity; G protein-coupled receptor activity
Source: RefSeq, a predicted model, not a curated record